CAUGCGGUCUGACUGGAUAUCCAGAUGUACAUCCGGAAUAUCCAGGCAUUCUGGGGCAUAUUAACCUUUAGGCUCACCGAGGGCAUCCCCGUGCCAUCUCCAUCAUUUAGACGCCGGCUACUUCGGGCAGACCUCCGCACGCACGGGCGCUCCCCCCGGGUUACUGAACCGUCAUCAUCUCUGCGAGGCAGUCCACCAUUGCUCACCACCGCCCCCGACGUCGACCCGAGUUGGCCCCCCUGCACUCGACGUCAGUAGUAUGGAUCGGCUCUGCGGUAAGCGUUA
This is a messenger RNA of Phanerochaete carnosa HHB-10118-sp, 285 nucleotides long. RefSeq lists its product as uncharacterized. The record is from RefSeq and is a predicted model, not a curated record. The coding region runs from base 25 to 258 and encodes 77 amino acids. The transcript has a single exon. Lineage: Eukaryota; Fungi; Basidiomycota; Agaricomycetes; Polyporales; Phanerochaetaceae.